Oreochromis niloticus (Nile tilapia) is the source of this 2943-nucleotide messenger RNA. RefSeq names its product RAB11 family interacting protein 4 (class II) a (gene rab11fip4a). The transcript has 13 exons. Bases 1196 to 2623 code for a protein of 475 amino acids. The record is from RefSeq and is a predicted model, not a curated record. Gene Ontology annotation, biological process: endocytic recycling; regulation of cytokinesis. Gene Ontology annotation, cellular component: midbody; endocytic vesicle; recycling endosome membrane. Lineage: Eukaryota; Metazoa; Chordata; Actinopteri; Cichliformes; Cichlidae. Gene Ontology annotation, molecular function: calcium ion binding.
GAUGCCAUAUUAUAUCUGUCUUGUGUCUUUAUAUGUGAACGUACUUCCACAAUCCAGCAAAAUCUUAAGUAAAAACAGAGUAUGGAGCCACUGCUUUUACUGGUAAUGAUGAGAAACUUGACUUUGUGUGUGUGAAAGAGAGCUUGGGUGUGACCUUGUCAUGGUACCACAGUGGGGUUAAGCCAGACAGCAGCAUGAUUUAUUAAUAAUAUACGUAUCUGGGGCACGCUAACUCCCCCAUGAUAAAUCAGCCCAAGAGGCUACCUCAAAUACAACUUCAUCAUAUUCUGUACAAAUCAUGAUAGCAGGUCAGAAUACCGGCUGUGCUGCUGUUUCUCUCUUAAAGCCGUCGCUUUGUGUCGCUGAUUUAAACUCCCCUCUUUGCUUUAGUGAUUUCUGGGGGAAAAUGUUUGGCUCACACCUAAAGCUAACCUUAAUGCUAAUCACAAAGGUCCAAACAUUGGAUAUUGUUAGUAAUAUCCAGUGUUUGGACAAUUAAAGUCAUCUUGAAUAUCUUGAGUUUAAACUUAAACAUCUGUCGUGGAAAUUCUUUGAGUUUGUACCUCUCAUACUGUUAGUAUGUGAUGGGGUAUUGAAACAACAGUAAAUUAUAAGCAGAAACAUUUUUAAAUUUCUAUUUAAACUACGGUUUAACCCUUAAAACUCAGUUGUUUUAUUAAAACUGCUAAAAUGAGCCUGGAAGGCAAGACUGAUUUCUCUAAAUAGCCUUUUAAUAAAUGUAGGCUGACAUUCCUGGAUCUUAUUCCUGAAUUCGUCUAAAUGCAGCGGGAUUCUUUCUAGUUUGAGGUCAUCUUUGUAUUAGGUUUCUUUUAUUGAUAGUAUUUAGUUUUCUGUUUGUAUUGUUGCUGUUAAUUCCUUUGUAAUUUAAGUCUUGUCAUUUUUGCCUUAGUUUUUAGUUUUAGUUACUAGUGACCCUGAGCUUAUUUUGGCUCCUCGUGUCUUAUAUGUAGUUGUCUUUGCCUUUUGUUACCUUAUUGUGUGUGUAUUUUGGCCCGUUUUCUUCCUUUAGCUACUUCCUGCCUUUACUUUGAAAGGUUCAGUUUUCCUGCCUCUCUUAUUACCUGAUUAUUCUCAGCUGUGUUUCUUUGCCACUCUUCACCUUUUUGUGUUUUUACACACGGUGGUUCAUGACAGUUUCCUUAAUGGUGAGGCAAAGCUUGGUCCUCCGAUUAUCAUGUGUACACGGUCCUACCAGGAAAGCACGUGUGCUGAUGGCGAGUGUGACAUGGACAGCAGCACUGAAAAUGCCAACAGCUCUGACUCACUUCACCCAACACAGCAACGCAGCCGCCUGAUUGGCUCAGCGUCUGCGUCCGUCAUCUCUAGAGAGGAGCAGUUUGAAGACUACGGUGAAGGGGAGGAUGUAGAUUUUACUCCCAGCAGCCCUUGCCCUGAAGAAGAAACACGAACAAAUGGUUUCUCAGAUCUUGGAUCCUCGCUUCCCUCCAGUGCUGGCCACACCCCUCAAAAGAUGCGGCAGCUGUAUAACAGUGAGCUGCUGGACAUCUACUGUUCUCAGUGCUGCAAGAAAGUGAAUCUACUCAAUGACUUGGAGGCUCGACUGAGAAACCUCAAGGCCAACAGUCCUAACAGGAAGAUUUCCAGCACAGCAUUUGGACGUCAGCUGUUCCAGGCCAAUCACAGCGUGUUUGGGUCCAGUCAGGGCAGCAGCACAGAGGAUCUGUUCACAGACAGUAUCGACUCCUGUGACCUUGACAUCACAGAGAAAGUCAGCUACCUGGAGAAAAAGGUGACAGAACUGGAAAGUGACAGUCUGGCCAACAAUGACCUCAAGUCUAAACUCAAGCAUGACAACACCCACCUUGUGCACAGGGUUCAUGAGCUAGAGGAGCAGGUGAAGGAUGCAGAGACAAAGUCUGCAGAGAGUCUCAAAGAAGAGGUGAAGAAACACCGGGAGGCUUACACCAAGAUGGAGAGAGAUAGAAACACGGAGAUAGAGCUGCUCUGUAACAGGUUACAGCAGUUAGAAGAAGAGAAUACAGAGAUGAAGUUGAAUGUGUGCAGACUCAAGUCUCAGACUGAAAAAAUGGAUCAGGAGAAGCAGAGGGUGACAGACAAACUGGAGGACACUAGUUUGAGGCUGAAAGAUGAGAUGGACCUGUACAGGAAGAUAAUGGACAAGCUCUGGCAAAACCGCCAUGAGUUUCAGAAGGAAAAAGAGUCCAUGCAGGAGCUGAUUGAUGAUCUCCGUCGAGAGCUCGAGUAUCUGCAAUUGUUUAAACUGGAGAUGGAACAUCCUGGGAAAGGCAAGGGGCUGUCUGAGUUUAACGCCAAAACCAGGGAGAUGGAAAUGGAACAUGAAGUGAAGAGACUGAAACAGGAGAACCACAAGCUGCGCGAUCAAAACGACGACCUGAACGCUCAGAUUCUCAGUCUGAGCUUGUACGAGGCCAAGAACCUGUUCUCCUGUCACACCAAGGCCCAGUGCCUGGCAGCUGAGAUUGACAACGCUUCCAGAGAUGAGCUUGUGGAUGCUUUGAAGGAGCAGGAGGAGAUCAACCUGCGUCUGAGGCAGUACAUGGACAAAAUCAUUUUGGCCAUUCUCGACCACAAUCCUUCCAUCCUGGAGAUCAAGAAUUAAACACAAUGCACAUUUGUAUUAGUGAAGUUGUGCUGAUCUACCGUUACCUUUAGUCCGUAAAGUUGUAAUCCAUAAGAUUCCUGUCCUGGCUGAAGCUGAUGGAGCUGUUAACACUACAGACAAACACAUUUGCAUUGUUCACUCAAUGAUGUUUUUUUUCACAGAUAUUGUGCACGUUUGGUCCCCCCUGUGAGAUGUAAAUCUUAAGCUGCAGUACAAAAUGCAGGAAAUGUUCUAUUGGCGGACAUAAAUAUUUUUUCCUGGUGAACUGCAGUACAGCAAACAGUUCACAUUAAAGCUUUCCUGCAUUUCAGCAUCAA